This is a messenger RNA of Nanorana parkeri, 1644 nucleotides long. RefSeq names its product general transcription factor IIF subunit 1 (gene GTF2F1). Gene Ontology annotation, biological process: transcription initiation at RNA polymerase II promoter; positive regulation of transcription elongation by RNA polymerase II. The transcript is spliced from 13 exons. Gene Ontology annotation, molecular function: TFIIF-class transcription factor complex binding; DNA binding; RNA polymerase II general transcription initiation factor activity. The record is from RefSeq and is a predicted model, not a curated record. Lineage: Eukaryota; Metazoa; Chordata; Amphibia; Anura; Dicroglossidae. The coding region runs from base 11 to 1573 and encodes 520 amino acids. Gene Ontology annotation, cellular component: transcription factor TFIIF complex; nucleus.
UGUUCCAACGAUGACGUCCCUGGGGGGAAGCGGUCAGUCUGUCACGGAGUAUGUCGUCCGCGUUCCCAGGAACCCCAGCAAGAGGUACAAUGUCAUGGCCUUCAAUGCUGCGGAUAAGGUGGACUUCUCUACAUGGAACCAGGCUCGCAUGGAGCGUGACCUGAGCGCCAAGAAGAUGUAUCAGGAUGAGGAGUUGCCUGAUACCGGGGCUGGCAGCGAGUUUAAUCGUAAGCUGAGGGAGGAGUCCAGGCGCAAGAAGUACGGCAUCAUUCUCAAACAGUUCAAGGUGGAGGACCAGCCCUGGUUACUGAGGGUUAACGGCAAGGCCGGACGCAAGUUUAAAGGAAUUAAAAAAGGUGGAGUGACCGAGAACGCCUCCUACUUCAUCUUCACCCAGUGUCCUGACGGAGCGUUCGAAGCGUUCCCUGUCUCCAACUGGUACAACUUCACACCCCUGGCCAAGCAUCGGACGCUGACUGCAGAAGAGGCCGAACAGGAAUGGGAAAGGCGAAACAAAAUCCUGAACCACUUCACCAUUAUGCAGCAACGCCGCCUGAAGGACCAAGGUGGAGGGGAUGAGGACGAUGAGGAAGGAGGUGGCAAGCAGGACAAGGGAGGGAAGAGCAAGAAAAAGAAGAGUGACCUGAAAAUCCAUGACCUGGAGGAUGAUCUGGAGAUGAGCUCCAGCGAGAGCGAGGGCAGCGGAGAUGACGGUGAGCGUCGGCCAAAGGCUCAAAAAGCUGCACGAAAUAAGAAAAAGAAGAAGAAUAAGGUUGAUGACGAAGGCAUAGAGGACAGCGACGACGGCGACUUUGAGGGACAGGAAGUGGAUUACAUGUCCGAUCGGAGCAGCAGCUCAGAUGAUGAACUUCCUGGUAAACCCAAAGUCACUAAGGAGGAGGAUGGGCCUAAAGGAAUUGAUGAGGCGAGUGAGAGCAGCGAGGAGAGCGAAGAGGAGAAGGUGGAGGAGGAAGAAGAUGAAGAGAAGAAAAAUACCACACCUCAGGAGAAGAAGAGGAAGAGAGGAGACAGCAGCGAAGAAUCGGACACAACAGACGACAGCGAUAUUGACAAAGAAUCAUCCUCGGCUCUUUUCAUGCAGAAAAAGAAAACUCCCCCGAAGAAAGAUAAAAAGGGGGGCUCCAACAGCAGCUCCCGCGGCAACAGUCGGCCCGGUACCCCGACUCCAGAUUCCGCCAACACUUCCAACACUCUCAAAGCUGCAGCCAGCAAACUGGAGCAAGGUAAACGCGGCGCCCUUCCUCAUACGCCAGCCGCAAAACGCUUAAAAAUGGAGUCUGGGCCGCCGAGCACGUCUGGAAAAUCGACCCCACAACCGCAGUCAGGGAAAUCCACACCGUGCAGCGGGGACAUCCAGCUGACGGAAGAGGCCGUCCGGAGGUACUUGACCCGCAAGCCGAUGACGACCAAAGACUUGCUGAAGAAGUUCCAGACCAAGAAGACUGGACUGAGCAGCGAGCAGACGGUGAACGUGUUGGCCCAGAUUCUGAAGAGACUGAACCCCGACCGCAAAACCAUCCACGACAAAAUGCACUUCUACCUAAAGGAAUGACCACAGGCUUACAGCAAGAGCUCCUACUUCCUUUUCCACUCAUUCAUUGUGUCAGAAGGCUGGAAUCUGAU